AUGGCUUCACUAGUCGCAGCCGCCGGCGCCAUCGCCAUAGCCACGACCAGUCAGUCGCAGGGCAUCCAGCGGCUGCUCCAGGCGGAGAAGCCGGCCGCCGAGAAGGUGUCCGAGGCCCGCAAGCGAAAGAACCGGAGGUUGAAGCAGGCCAAAAAAGAAGCCCAGGCUGAAAUUGAACAGUACCGCCUACAGAGGGAGAAGGAGUUCAAGGCCAAGGAAUCUGCGGCUCUGGGAUCCCAUGGCAGUUGCAGCACUGAAGUAGAGAAGGACACCCAGGAGAAGAUGACCAUCCUUCAGACCUACUUCCGGCAGAAUAGGGAUGAAGUCUUGGAUAACCUCUUGGCCUUUGUCUGCGACAUCCGGCCAGAAAUCCAUGAGAACUACCGCAUAAAUGGAUAGAGGGAGAAAAAAAGUGCCUGUUCCGUGGAUUGGCGUUUUGAAUGCCUUCAUGGAACAUGAGGCUUCAUUUAGCAAGGCUUGAGUUAUAUCUUAUGAAAAGGCAUUAAAUUAUUUCUGUACAUUAUAUAGUAGGUCCCUUCACUUUUUGCAGAAUCGCAAAGGUAGAUUCUUUGUACAGGCUUAGAGCUUAUCCAAAGAGUGUAUCUUUUUACCUCAUAUUUCUUA
Molecule: messenger RNA, 624 nt
Organism: Cervus elaphus (red deer)
Lineage: Eukaryota; Metazoa; Chordata; Mammalia; Artiodactyla; Cervidae
Product: V-type proton ATPase subunit G 1-like
Exons: 2
Coding region: 1-399 (132 amino acids)
Biological process (GO): proton transmembrane transport
Cellular component (GO): vacuolar proton-transporting V-type ATPase complex
Molecular function (GO): proton-transporting ATPase activity, rotational mechanism
Source: RefSeq, a predicted model, not a curated record